ACGAACAAAUCAUCUGAAAAUUUUUAGUGACAGUGGACCUCAGUGGACACUCCAUUAGAGAUCAAUUCUUAGACCAUAUAGUACAUGGUCUAAGGAUCAAUUAUACAAAUUGACAUCUGCGCACAGCGCACUAAUUACCUUCAAAUUGUCGUUGUUCUUCACAGUCGUAAAGGGUAGAUGCAGAGAACACACCCUAAAGGCAUUUGAGCUUGCAAAGAAUAAUAAUUAUGGAAGUCGCCUUCAAUUUUUGAUAUAAUUAUCCCACGUUAGAAUUAUUAUCUACAUUUUACUCAGCAGCACUUGUGAUCCGAGUGAGGGAACAGUGUGGGCUUUGUAUGAAAAUAAUUAUGUCGGUGGGUGAUGAAACAGAGAUUAAGGUUGAACUGAUUCAAGAAGAAGAAAUCAAUUCCUCCGUCUCAAAAAAUGUCGUUAUAAGGAAUGAAGUUUCAGCAACAAUAAAGGAAGAAUUUAAUGAGAGUAUCGGUGAAGAUUACUCUGAAAUUGUGUUUUACGGAGACCAAAAUCGUUUAGGACAGAGGAAUCGACAACGUGCCUUGAAUGUUUUUAAAUGUGCCUCUUGUAAUUAUGUUGCUAAGAAUAAAAUGUACUUACAACGCCAUUCCAAAGGACAUUUAGUGCAGAAAGUUUCUCAAAAUUUUUAUUGCGGGAAUUGUGAUUUCUCAACAAAAAACAAAUCAUAUUUAAUACGGCACCUUCGCAAACAUCGCUUUAUACGCAUUUCGAAAGAUUUUGUGUGUUAUAAAUGUAAUAGUUAUGCAACAAAUACUAAAGCAUCUUUGAAACGACACCUCUUAAUUCACAAAGAUUCUAAAGAUUUUAAAUGUGACUGGUGUGAAUUUGCAACACAUAAUAAAUCAUAUUUGAAACGGCACAUUCAAAGGCAUAUUUUAACACAUGGCCCUAAAGAUUUCAAUUGUGACAUUUGUGACUUCGCAUCAAACGACAGGUCAAAUUUUAAACGACAUCUUCUAAAACACCAAGCUUCUAAGGAUUUUAAAUGUGAUCAUUGUGUGUUCACAGCAAACAAUAAACAGUGUUUGAUAAGACACCUCUUGAAGCAUAGAGUUUCGAAAGAGUUUAAAUGUGACAAGUGUGGUUACGGUACAAAUAAUAAAUCACAUUUAAAACAACACACCUUAAUACACAAAGAAUCGAAAGAUUUCAAAUGUGACUAUUGUGAUUAUGCCACUAACAUCAAAUCUUCUUUUAAUCUGCAUGUAAAGUGGCAUCUCCUAGCAGAAAAUGUUUCAAAGGAGUUUAAGUGUGACAAAUGUGAGUACGCAACAAAUUUUAAAUCAUAUUUUAAACGACACCUUUUAACACACAAAGCGUCUAAAGAUUUCAUAUGUGACAAUUGUCAUUAUGCAACAAAUAUUAAAGCACAUUAUAAUGACCACAUCUUAAUACACAAAGAUUCCAAAGAUCUGAAAUGCGACAAAUGCGGAUUUGCCACAAAUAUUAAAUCCUAUUUUAAACGACACCUUUUAGUACACAAAGAUACUAAAGAUUUCAAAUGUGACAAUUGUGAUUUUGCAACAAAUAACCGAUCAUAUCUCAAACGACACAUUGCAGGACACAAAGUUUCUAAAGACUUUUAUUGUGACACAUGUGGGUAUGGAACAAAUAAUAAAUCACAUUUGAAGCGACACUUUGUAAUACACAAAGAGUCGAAAGGGUUCAAGUGUGAUAAGUGUAAUUAUGUUUCAAAUUUUAAGUCGUCUUUUACACGUCACAUUAAUGGUCAUGUCUUAAAAAAAACUACGAAAGAUUUAAAAUGUGACAAAUGUAAUUAUGCGACAAAUUUUAAGUCAUAUUUUAAACGACACCUAUUGAAGCAUGGUGUUUCAACAUUGUAAAUUUGACACUUUCUGAAACAUAAGCCACGUUCGAGGCCACGUUAUUAAUCUCAUCAACACAAUUAUUUAAUUCAUCACAGAUUUUAAAUCGCACCUUUUGAUGAGCACAUUUCUAUUCAUUGUUUUUUUAAACUGUGAGCUGUAGUCAACCUCCUACUAUUUUAAAUGUUAUUUUACAACACAGUUAAAGUAAUGUACCUACUUACUUUAUUUCAUGUGAUCCCCAUUUGUAAAACCGAUAUUACACGCAUCAAUUUUUUCUUCAAUUUUAAUGACUUCCUGAGUUCUCAGUACUAAAGUUUCAAGAUCCAUGUCGAUUUUAAGAUCAAUUUGAAGAGAUCUCUUUUAAUCUAUUUUAACUGUUCUUACAAUUGAUAGGUACUAACUAUUCCAGUGAUGAUCAGUUUUAGAACCCAAUUCCAAUAGGUUUUUAAAAUUGGCCAAGCAUAACUUAUUU
This is a messenger RNA of Photinus pyralis (common eastern firefly), 2334 nucleotides long. RefSeq names its product zinc finger protein 99-like. Bases 336 to 1877 code for a protein of 513 amino acids. The record is from RefSeq and is a predicted model, not a curated record. Gene Ontology annotation, biological process: regulation of transcription by RNA polymerase II. Gene Ontology annotation, cellular component: nucleus. Gene Ontology annotation, molecular function: RNA polymerase II transcription regulatory region sequence-specific DNA binding; DNA-binding transcription factor activity, RNA polymerase II-specific. NCBI's taxonomy places the organism in Eukaryota, Metazoa, Arthropoda, Insecta, Coleoptera, Lampyridae. The transcript has 2 exons.